Molecule: messenger RNA, 6027 nt
Organism: Caenorhabditis auriculariae
Lineage: Eukaryota; Metazoa; Nematoda; Chromadorea; Rhabditida; Rhabditidae
Source: the annotation of a GenBank genome assembly
AUGCUCCAGCUCAUUUUCCUAGUUUUUAUCCCAGUCCUAACAGCCAUGCCGAGCUGUUUCGACGCCGAAACGUCGAAUUCGAUCUUGGCCAAGCCUCUGACCUCACUUCGAGGCCUGACUUUGAACCAGUGCUUCACGGCGUGUUUGGAGAUGCCCAGGGAGACUUGCAGGCGAGUUUUGAACGUAGUUUGGUCACUGGCCGCGUUUGGAAUGUCUCGAAGCGACUUAGGCUAUCAAAGCGCGCAAGUCGUUUUUGGUCGGGUGCAGGAAGCAUUUGCGAUUCCAAGUGGUAUUGAAGAGUUGCUUCACGGCUGGCUUAAGGAUCCUGAUACGAAAAUAAUGAAGAUAGUUUUUGAUUAAUGGAGAGCGCAGACAGGCCACGCCCCUUAGCGUCCCAAGCUAGCCGUGAAUUGACUGUAGCUCCUAGACAUUGUAGAAAACUGAAUUCUCAAGAUAUUUAGCACUUCGAGCCAUUCCAAGUGCGGCCACAUUGUUAAGGGAAAUCGAUUGUGAAACCGUAUUGCCCAGCCGCGUUUGGAAUGACCCCCAAGGCGUUGGGAAGACUGUGAUAAUGCUUUAGGAUGCGAAAGCACGCAAGUCGUUUCCGGUCGGGUGCAAGGAAGAUUAUUAAUCCCAUUGCUGUCACAGCUGCUCCACAUUCAUGUGGACUGAGUUCAGGAUAGAUGCAACUUUUGCUAAUAGCAAGGAUCCAUCAUUUACCGACCCAAAACGACUUGCGCGCGGAGGCAUCAUAAUGCAUGUGAGAAGCUUUUAGUCAUUCCAAAUGCGGCCACGGCGCUCCAAAUUCAUUCAAAUUCAAUAUAAUGCCGUGUUCAAAGUAAUUUCCGCGAAAUGCAAAAUGGUCUCUGACCCUCCAAAAUUUAGUUAUUUUUCUCUUUCUCUGACGGCUAUUUUGAAUUUCGCGGAAUCACUUUGAACACGGCAUAAAACCUUUCUAGAUCGAUUACUUAUGCGAAGCUGAAGUCGAUAUGCCAGUUGAAUAGCAAGGACAAGACCCAGGCGAGGCUUGUCGCCAACCCAAUGGCCGAUUUCUACCAGCGGACCUGCUACGGUAACCAUCUACAGUAACCGAGUCUCACUGUAUCUUUAGACAAGCCCAGUAUGGCUGUACUACGUGACGUCGCUACAGUGGACGCAGGCUGCUAUGCGGCUACCAAGGGAAAGGUUUUUGGUUGAAAUGGAAUCCCAUAAAUGACCGUAUUUUAAAGGUCCUCAUCGGAAUCGUGGACCAGCUGAUGCAGGGAGUCCAAUCGAUCGAAGAUUGCAAGGCCGCCUGUUCCAGCAGCCAGGAGAAGUUCGACAUCACCUGCAAGAGCGCCAUGUACUAUCCGAAGGAGAAGGUUUGGGGGAAAUGGCAAAAACAUUAGUGGGAUUGAACCAGGGACCUCUAGAGUGAUGUUAGAGAGACUUAGCCACUAAACCAGAGUAACUCGGCGUCGGAGAGUUCGAAUAAUGGCAAAACAGUGGGUGGGAUCGAACCAGCGUCCUUAAAAUUUAUAGAGGAAACACUAAACCGUUCGGCUAAGAUAUACGGAUGAAAUGGCAAAAACCUUAGUGGGAUCGAACCUGGAACCUUUAUAGUAUCAGACAAGAGACUUAACCAUCCGGUCAAGUUACAUGGAUGAAAUGGCAAAAAUCGUAGUGGGAUUGAACCAGCAAAACUUAGAUGGAUAGAGUAGGCUCUAAACCAUUCGGCCAAGGUACAUGAGCUCCAAGAAGAGCGGAAAAUGGCAAAAACCUCAGUGGGAUUGAACCAGAGACCCUUAGAGUGAUAAAGGAAACACUAAACCAUUCGACCAAGGUUCAUAGAUGAGUUCCAAGAAAGACGAAAAAGGCAAAAAUGCGAGUGGGAUUGAACCAGAGACCUAGGCCAGAAGGUUAUAUAGUCGGCCGAAAAAAAAUAAUGGCAAGAACCUGAUUGGGAUCGAACCUGCGACCUUUUUAGUGUCAAGGAAGGCAGUUAGCCACUUGACCAAGGAAAAAUUACAUCUGGAUUGGUCCUAAAAAUGUCAAAAGGCGAAGUUUGAAAGGCAUAGAAGAAAAAUGGCAAAAAUCCGAGUGGGAUUAAACCAGAGACCUCUAGUUUGAUAAACCAAAGGGUUAUCCAGUCGGCUAAAACGGCUUCGUUUUUGAUAGUGCGGAAAAUGGCAAAAAUCCGAGUGGGAUCGAACCAGAGACCUCUAGUUUGAUAAACCAAAGGGUUAGGCAGUCGGCUAAAACGUCUGCGUUUCUGUAAGUACGGAAAAUGGCAAAAAUCCGAGUGAGAUUGAACCAGAGACCUCUGGAGCGUCAAUGAAGCGUCUGAGCCACUCUACCAAAAGGCUAUUAUUAUUAUCAAGAUCUUUUCAGGAAUGCAUUCUGGCCUCUCAAUCUCGGGCCGAUAUUCCUGACCUUUUCAUCGAUGACGAAAAGUCAAUUUACCUUGAGAACACCUGUAUCGGCAAGGAGCGUUCCGACAAAGUCGUUGGGGUAACAUGAGCAAUAAUUAGCUGUUCUGAGAUAUAAUUUGCAGUUGAAGCCGUCAAGCGCUCUUCAAGGCUCUUCAAAGUUUGAUAACUUCGAUGGAUCACAUGUGAGUUUGAAUAAAAGUGACGUCAUUUGAAGGGAUUAUGACGUCAUGUUUUAGGAGAUUAUGACGUCAUUAAAGUCCAGACAUUGACGUCAUAGAUGAAAAAUUGAAGAAAGUCAUUUUUCAGAGCGAUUUUCGAGGAAAAUCAUCUAAUUUUUGGAUUUUCAGAUCAAAUCCACGACUCCCAAACCAAAAUCAGCUGUGGCGCCAAAAACAAAACCAUCACAGAGCAUUUCCAGCGGAAAUUCUGCACUGAAUACUGUAAGCUUUGAAUAUUUUGAGCCGCAUUUGGAAUGGCUUUUUGGUCAGCAAUCCGACCAGAAACUCAUUAAAAAUGCCGUAUUUUAUGGAAGAUUCAGAAUUUUUCUUGUCUAUUGGAUCGACUUCUGUAUUUAUUAGUUAAGAGCCAUUCCAAAUGCGACCAAGCUUGAAUCCCGAAAGUUCUUCGCCGCAUUUGGAAUGGCUUUUUGGUAAGAAAUCGGAACGGAUGCCUAUUUUAAGUGCGUUUUUCAUGGAAAAUCAGAGUUUUUCCUAUAUUUUUGAGUUGAAAUCCAUUCCAAACGCGACCAAACUUGAAUUCCGGAAGAUCUUGGCCGCAUUUGAAAUGGCUUUUUGGACAGAAAUCCGACAGGAAACCUGUUCAAAAUGCGCCUUUUUGACAGAAAAACACGUGGACUUUCGCAUUAUUUUUCGGUCUCUUCCCUGAUUUUUAAAUGAAAUUAGAAACGGUAAAGCAGAAAAGAGAAAAGUUCAUUUAACCAUUCCAAAUGCGGCCAGUCUUAUUUUUCGUCGAGUUUUGAGUUACUUUUAUUUUAUUCCGAGGUUUGCUAGUUAUUCUGAUCGAAUCAUAUCGAGAGCCAUUACAAAUGCGACCAAGGUUAAGAAAUGAAAAUUCUUGGCCGCAUUUGGAAUGGCUUUUUGAGCGAAAAUCCGACAAGGAACCUAUAAAAAAAUGCGUUUUUUUAACAGAAAAAAAUUAGAUUUUUUUGGCCUUUUUCCCUGUUUUUUUCUAACAGAAUUACCAACAGUAAAAACUGAAUUUAACCAUUCCAAAUGCGACCAAAAAUGGGAUUCCUUCAAAUUCUUAUCGAAUUUGGACUUUUUCCUCCCAAAUCCUUAUAAGCUUCCGGCUGAAUUUACUAUUUUGAUAAUGAGAGCCAUUCCAAAUGCGGCCAAACACGAAUCCCGAAAAUUCUUGGCCGCAUUUGGAAUGGCUUUUUUGUAUCUUCACCUUUUUUGAAAAUGAACAAAAACCAAAAAUACGGUUUUUUGAUCCUCCUCAGCAAAAUUAACAUUGGAGAAAAUCGAAAUGUAAAAAUCUUUAAAAAAAAAUUUUAGGACGCCAAACUAGAACUUUCGGGUUACGAAGCUCCAUCCGAAUCGGUUUCAAACGUCGGCCUCGUUGACAUAAUCAAAUCUCCCACCACUACAACUACGACCACCACCACCACCACCACUCCCAAGCCAAUCAAUGCUAAUGUAAUUUUUGUAAAUCUAAAAAAAAAAUCAGGGAUUUUUAAAGAUAAUCGACAAUUACGCUGUGGAAUCAUCGCCGAAAACGGGAUAUGGACGCCGUUUGAGGGAUAUCCGCGUCAAAAAAUGCUUCAAGUGAGUUUUAAAUUUGAGCCAUUCCAAGUGCGACCAUAUAUACUUUGCACUUCGAAACUAAGAAGUGAGCCAUUCCAAAUGCGACCACAAAAAUGAAAAGAAAGGUCUUAACAGGCUAAUUACAAGUUUACAUGGUCUUUGUGGCAUUUUUGUUUUUCAAUAAUGAAAAUUUUGUCGAUUGAAACGCUUGAGCCAUUCCAAGUGCGACCACGAAAUCGAAAAAAAGGAGGUCUUAGCUGGCAAAUUACAAGUUUUCGAGGUCCUAAUGCAGACAUUUUUGAUUUUUAAUAUUGAAAAAUCAUUCGAUUGAAACGCCUUGAGCCAUUCCGAGUGCGACCAAAAAUUCGAAAAGCGUUUUUUUUAAAAAGCUAAUGCAUUUUUCAUGAGUUUACUUGGCUUUUUCAACUUAAAACUUAGAUCUUUUCAAAUAACGCGUCGCGACCGCAACGCUUCGAGCCAUUCCAAGUGCGGCCGAAAACGAAAAAUGUUCUUUUUGGACCACGGGAUGCAUUCUUCAUGAGUUCCCGUGACGUAUUCGAUUUUAAACUUGAAUCUUUUCAAAAAACGCGUCGCGACCGCAACGCUUCGAGCCAUUCCAAGUGCGGCCGAAAACGAAAAAUGUUCUUUUUGGACCACGGGAUGCAUUCUUCAUGAGUUCCCGUGACGUAUUCGAUUUUAAACUUGAAUCUUUUCAAAAAACGCGUCGCGACCGCAACGCUUCGAGCCAUUCCAAAUGCGACCAAAUCUAUGUAACUUACCAAAAAAUGGUCAAGUUGCUUUUUUUCAACAAAACUUCCACGACUGGAAACUGCAAUAAGUUGAGCCAUUCCAAAUGCGACCAUUAAGUUUCGAAUUACUGUAGAACCCUUAAAUGGGUACUGAUUCGACUACUAUAGUGACCACUAGAAGAUCUUACCCUAAAUUGGCCUCUAAAGGUCUAAUUUCUGAUUGGUUCAAGUGCCUCUUUUUAAAAAAUAAGCCAUUCCAAGUGCGGCCAUUCACGCAAUUUUCCUUCCAGAGAGGUCCGACCAGUGCAAAAAAUGGCGUCGUCACGGGUCGUCAAGGCAUAUUCCCUGGAGCAGUGUACCGACAUGUGCCGGCUUUGCCAACACUGCCUCAAGUCGCGGAAAUGUCGCUCCGUCGCAUUCGAUUUGUUGGUUUUUUUAUUUUAUUUAACGACGUCAUUUCGAUCCAUUCGAUGACUUCAUAAUUAUGAAAAAUUGAGAAUACAUCAAUUUACUAUUUAUUCGAACAUUUAUAUGGCCUAACUCAAAAUUUUAACUGAUGACGUCAUAGAAAAAUACAAACUAUGACGUCAGUUCUACUCAGUGACGUCAUAGAAGGAUAUAAAAAUGACUUCACCCUAAAAAAUCUACUCAAUGACGUCAAUCCCAAUUUCAUUUUUCCUGAUAAAAUGAUAACUAAAAGAUUAAUGACGUCAUUUUUAUCUACUUGAUGACGUCAUGAAAGCUAUGAGCUAUAAAAAUUGAAACUCCUAUGGCCUAACUCAAAAUUUAAACUGAUGACGUCAUAGAAAAAUAUGAAAAAUGACGUCAUUCUUAAAAUCUGCUCAAUGACUUCAUUCUCAAUUUCAUUUCUUGAUAAAAUGAGGCUUUGAAAAAUUUAAUGACGUCAUAGAAGAAUAUUAAAAAUGACGUCAUUCUCCGAAAUAUCUGGCAUCUAAAACAAGGGUGAUGACGUCACUUUUUCAAAUUAAAUGACGUCAUUUGUUCAGAUCUCGUGAGUUGUGCGGCCUCUCGACGUCACCAAUGAUCGAUGGCGGCAAAAUCGAAGAUGACGUCAUUUAUCAUAACCGCCUUGAUUGUUGA